Molecule: messenger RNA, 784 nt
Organism: Callorhinus ursinus (northern fur seal)
Lineage: Eukaryota; Metazoa; Chordata; Mammalia; Carnivora; Otariidae
Gene: MED21
Product: mediator complex subunit 21
Biological process (GO): regulation of transcription by RNA polymerase II
Cellular component (GO): mediator complex
Molecular function (GO): transcription coregulator activity
Source: RefSeq, a predicted model, not a curated record
CCUGAAGCUGCCUAAUCGCGUACGAGCAGCUGCCUUAGCCUCCUUAGCUUGCAGGAGGAACAUGGCGGACCGGCUCACACAGCUGCAGGACGCGGUGAACUCGCUUGCAGAUCAGUUUUGUAAUGCCAUUGGAGUGUUGCAGCAGUGUGGUCCUCCUGCUUCUUUUAGUAAUAUUCAGACAGCAAUUAACAAAGAUCAGCCCGCUAAUCCUACAGAAGAAUAUGCCCAGCUUUUUGCAGCACUGAUUGCACGAACAGCAAAAGACAUUGAUGUUUUGAUAGAUUCAUUACCCAGUGAAGAAUCUACAGCUGCUUUACAGGCUGCUAGCUUGUAUAAGCUGGAAGAAGAAAACCACGAAGCUGCUACAUGUCUGGAGGAUGUUGUUUAUCGAGGGGACAUGCUUCUGGAAAAGAUACAAAGUGCACUUGCUGAUAUUGCACAGUCACAGCUGAAGACAAGGAGUGGUACCCAUAGCCAGUCUCUUCCAGACUCAUAGUACCAGUAUAUACCAUGUGGCUGAGAAAACUAUUUCAGUGCCAUUGAGAAUUCUGCAUCAAGUUUAGAUGUAAGCCUUACCAACAGUUACAGAAACAUUAAGCACUAUGACACAUGUUACCUUUUUAGCUAUUUUUAAUAGUCUUCUAUUUUCACUCUUGAUAAGUAGGCCUCUAAAAUUGUGAUUGAACCAGCUUUAAACCAUCAUUAUACCAUCAUUUUUUAUUAUCAAAAUGAGGCAAAUGUUGCAUUAAUGGUUAUAAUAUAAUUAAACAGAUGUACUUUAAAA